Miscanthus lutarioriparius is the source of this 474-nucleotide messenger RNA. The record is from the annotation of a GenBank genome assembly. Lineage: Eukaryota; Viridiplantae; Streptophyta; Magnoliopsida; Poales; Poaceae.
AUGGAUCUUGCAAAAGAACUUAUUAGUAUGUUUACAACUAGUGAAAUGGCGAAAGUAUUCUUUACAUGCAGUGGUUCAGAAGCAAAUGACUCUCAAGUCAAGCUAGUAUGGUAUUAUAACAAUGCAUUGGGGAGGCCAAAGAAGAAGAAAAUCAUUGCACGAUCACAAUCAUAUCAUGGAACAACAUUCAUAUCGGCUAGUCUAUCUGGUCUUCUUGCCAUGCACCAAGACUUUGAUCUACCAGGAAAUUUUGUUCUGCACACAGACUGCCCUCACUACUGGCGUUUCCAUCUCCCUGGUGAGACGGAAGAAGAUUUUGCAAGUAGAUUAGCCAAUAAUUUAGAGAAUCUUAUCCUCAAAGAAGGACCAGAAACGAUUGCUGCCUUCAUUGCUGAGCCAGUGAUUGGUGCUGGUGGUGUCAUCCUUCCUCCAAAGACAUAUUUUGAGAAGGUGGUUCCACAUGUUAUAAUUUAA